GGAAUGCGUUAGGGUGGUUCCUUUUUUUUAAGUUGCCAUGGUGGCUACCUCCUUUUUGGCCAUAGAGAUUAGAAAAAUUCAAUCUGAGGGCCCAUAUUGUGGAAGGGUGUUUACGGAAGGGACCAAACAUCAUUACUGGGCCCGAAAUCACAGCCUUGCCCCACGCUUCCCUUCUUUAUUGUUUCUUUCCCUUUUCCCAAACCAGCUCCCAAACCCAAAACCCUUUUCCCUUUUCCCUUUUGCAGAGAGCAGCGCAGAAGCUUCUCUGUCCGCGAUUUCUAUUCGGCGCCGCCGCAUUGUCCGCCGCCGCCCUCCCCUGGUAAAGACGGAUUUCUCUCCGGCGUUGUCCGCCGCCGCCGCAUUCUCUCUCCGGCGUCGUCUCUCUUCGGCGCCUGCGUAUCUUCCGUCUCCACCAUAACCCUCCCCCGCGCAAACAGAGAAGGAAGGGUUUUCUGGACCGUCGCCGCCGUCGUUCCUUUCUAGCGAGGGUUGUCGGCGGCUGGUUCUUUUUCCGUUGGUGGAUAAACGAGCGUUUUCGGCGUCUCACCGGCGGCGACAUUCAUCGUAUCUCUUCCAUCAUCCAUUCCCGUUGUCGGCUGUGAGCUACUGAUCUGAGGAAUGGCAAGAACCAAGAACCCCAGUCGUAGGGGCUCAAAACACAAGGAACCUGUUACCUACAGCAGUCGUCAGGUUCAAGUUGGAAGUGGGCAAACCUCGGACUCUAUUGAUGAAGCUGUGCCGCAGAAGGAUAUGGGUAAAUCUAAAGCACCUGGGAAGAAGUGCAGCCCCGCAUCGAUUAUAUCAAUUGUCGAGAAUGGUAUAACAAAUUCAAGGAUAGAGCUAAUAAAGAAGCUCGGAUUGGAUUUUGUUUUCCAUUUGAAGAUGAAAAGGUUUGACAGCGAGCUGCUUAUCUGGUUGGUUGACCAUUUCAAUGGGGACAGCAUGUCGAUUCAGAUGGCUGAUGGACGUCACCUAGUCCUCACAGUUGAUGAUGUGCAACGGGUUUAUGGCCUUCCUCGUGGUCAAAAGCAGGUACCCAAUGUCAACAUUAACAAGUGCAAGACACUGCCAGGACAGAUGUUGCACAUUGAUUCAAAAGAGAAGCAUUGGAACAAGCUUUGGUCCUUGGCAAAAAAGUUACCCGACGUGACUGAGGACGCGAUCUGGAUCCGGAUGUUUGGCCUUUAUUUUUGUAAUGGUAGUGUUAUGCUCGAAUGGUAAUUAUACCUCGUGGACAUAAUUUUUGUUUAAUAACUCUGCCAGUACAAACAUAAUCUGGAAUUUUGUCUUUAUAACUUGAUGUGGAAUGGUAGU
Molecule: messenger RNA, 1314 nt
Organism: Linum tenue
Lineage: Eukaryota; Viridiplantae; Streptophyta; Magnoliopsida; Malpighiales; Linaceae
Source: the annotation of a GenBank genome assembly